This is a messenger RNA of Babesia bovis T2Bo, 1067 nucleotides long. Its product is annotated as JAB1/Mov34/MPN/PAD-1 ubiquitin protease family protein. The record is from RefSeq and is a predicted model, not a curated record. The coding region runs from base 45 to 989 and encodes 314 amino acids. The transcript is spliced from 3 exons. Gene Ontology annotation, biological process: translational initiation. Gene Ontology annotation, cellular component: eukaryotic translation initiation factor 3 complex, eIF3m. NCBI's taxonomy places the organism in Eukaryota, Apicomplexa, Aconoidasida, Piroplasmida, Babesiidae. Gene Ontology annotation, molecular function: translation initiation factor activity; metallopeptidase activity; translation initiation factor binding.
UUUUCAUAAAUAGUACAAUAUUUGAACAGUACCACAUUUUAAAUAUGGCGGAUAAUACAUUACCAAUUUCGCUCGUUAGCGAAUCUUCUGAUAAAUUGGGAUCCAAAUGUUUUCACUUAUCUUCUUCAUCUCCAUUGAAAUGGAAGCUUCACCCCGUCGUAGUUUUUACCAUUUUGGACUCGUAUAUGCGACGUGAAGAGGGCCAGCAUAACAUUAUUGGCACACUUUUGGGUGUGAUAUGUGAGGGCAACGUUGUAGAGAUUACCGACUGCUUCGUGGAUCGACACUCGCUUACAGAAGAGGGUCUGUUGCAAAUUAUCAAAGAUCAUCAUGAGAACAUGUAUGACCUAAAGCAGAAGGUAAACCCCAAGGAGCAGGUGGUUGGGUGGUUUAGCACUGGCGGUGAGAUGACGGAGCUUACUUGCGCAGUUCAUGGAUGGUUCAAGCAAUUCAACACAGUAUCGAAGUUCUAUCCACAACCAAACUUAUAUGAGCCUAUCCACCUUUUGGUGGAUGCAACGUGCGACUCGGGGUCAAUGAGUAUAAAGGCAUAUGUGCAACUGCCUUUGAAUUUGACCAAGGAGGCAUGCUUCCAGUUCCAUGAGGUGGAUCUUGAACUUAUGAUAUCUCCAAGCGAGUCCGUUGGUGUAUCUACUCUUUUAAAAUCCAUUGAGAGCGCGAAACAUCGCAAAUUUGAUCGCAUGAGGAAGACUUCAACUUUCGAUCUGUCUCUAUCAAAACUUUCCGAAUUGAUUGAUUUGUGUAUUGAGCGUGUGGAGGCUGCAAUCGCUGGUAAUAAGGAUGCAACUAUAGAUCCAGAAUUGGGUCGUUUUUUGCUGAAAGCGACUACGACUGACAGUAUUAUAAGCCAGGCAAAACUGGAGAAAUUAUCAGCCCUCGCCUUGCAAGACAAUCUGAUGAUCGCCUACCUAUCGAAUUUGGCAAACUUACAAUUUGCUCUUGCUGAGCAUUUGAAUGCCUCAUUCUGAUCCUUUCCAUCGCAGCUCGGCACAUUUUAGCAUUCGAUAAUAUUCAUGAGCGCUGCAAAUCUAUACAUCGGGAUGGUA